Magallana angulata is the source of this 1480-nucleotide messenger RNA. RefSeq names its product protein YIPF5-like. Gene Ontology annotation, cellular component: trans-Golgi network; membrane. Gene Ontology annotation, biological process: vesicle fusion with Golgi apparatus; endoplasmic reticulum to Golgi vesicle-mediated transport. Bases 16 to 891 code for a protein of 291 amino acids. NCBI's taxonomy places the organism in Eukaryota, Metazoa, Mollusca, Bivalvia, Ostreida, Ostreidae. The transcript has 7 exons. The record is from RefSeq and is a predicted model, not a curated record.
ACAUAAUAACUCAAUAUGCAAAAACAUCAAACCAAAACUGCUCUUGAAAAUAUAUCGGACUCGUUUUCCGUAAUUGUUAGUACUUCCGGUCAAAACACGUCAGCCUCAGACUCACUCCAGGUGCUAAGAAUGUCUGGUGAAUUUGGAGGAAAUGAUGGCUUUUACAGCGGAGAAUACAAUUAUGACCAAAAUACCAAUUAUGAAAUGGGACCUGGGCAGUUCGGACAAGAUGCUCAGUUUGGUCAGUUUGACUAUAGCCAGGGCUUCAGUUCGGAGCAGCCUUACACUGCCUCCCCGACCAACAUGUACACUGGGUCCAUCAUGACUCCUGACACCAAUGCUGCAUUCGUGAGCCCCAGCAGUUCUGACAGCUAUGAAGAUGAGCCACCACUUCUAGAAGAACUUGGAAUAAACUUUGACCACAUAACCCAGAAGACAUUAGCUGUUUUAAACCCAUUCAAAGCAGCUGAACAUGACAUGAUGCAGGACACAGAUUUAGCAGGGCCUCUUGUUUUCUGUCUGGCUUUUGGGGGUUCUCUAAUGCUGUGUGGCAAGCUACAGUUUGGCUACAUCUACGGGAUCGGUGUGGUGGGCUGCAUGGCGAUGUACUUCCUGCUGAACAUGAUGAGUCUGACUGGGGUCUCUGUGGGCUGCGUGGUCAGUGUUCUGGGCUACUGUCUCCUACCCAUGGUCAUUCUCUCCUCAUCAGCAGUCUUGCUGUCUUUAAAAGGAAUGAUUGGAAUUGUUUUGACGGUGCUGACAGUGGUCUGGUGUAGUUUCUCCUCCUCCAAACUUUUUGUGUCAGCUCUUUCAAUGGAAAAUCAACAGCCUCUUGUGGCUUACCCGUGUGGACUUGUAUAUGGUGUUUUCGCCUUAUUAACUGUAUUUUAAGAUCUGCCAGAAAAAAACUGCCCACUCUGUUGUUUUAAAAGCAUUGAUUCUUUGGAAUAAUUUUGCAGUCAUCAUCAUUAUUAUGUCAACCAAGUGAUCAUCUAAAUAUUUUCCAGCUAAAAAUUUUGGAAAUAUGUGCAACAGAUUUUGGACAUUUUAAACCAUUAAGAAAAGGAUAAUGUUCAUUUAAAUUGACACAGGAGAAAGAAUAUUUAUCUUUACCAUGUUUUUUUAUUACAAUGAAAAUAAGAAUAUAUUGUAUUUAACUUGUACAGAUAGUCUUACAGUGUUUCAUAACUUAUUACACACGAUUCAGACAUACAUGACAUUUGUGUUAAUGUUAAAAAAUACUAAAAAUGUAAGUUAUUUUUCAAUGAGUUAACUUUGUUGUUGCUAUGCUUGCAUGCUUAAAAUUGUAUUGAAAUGCAUGCAGUCUGAAUUUUAUGAAUUAUGAAAUGAAAAGUACAUUGCCAUGAUUUACCUUUGUCUUAAUUACAUUGUUUGUUAAAUGACUAUUUCAAACACAAACAUAUUAAAAUUAUUGUUUCAUACCAUAAAUAAAAAAUGUUGAUAAAAAUAUUAAAGUUUG